Acanthaster planci (crown-of-thorns starfish) is the source of this 2311-nucleotide messenger RNA. RefSeq names its product pre-mRNA processing factor 4 (gene prpf4). Lineage: Eukaryota; Metazoa; Echinodermata; Asteroidea; Valvatida; Acanthasteridae. The record is from RefSeq and is a predicted model, not a curated record. Gene Ontology annotation, molecular function: U6 snRNA binding; protein binding; U4 snRNA binding. Gene Ontology annotation, cellular component: U4/U6 x U5 tri-snRNP complex. Gene Ontology annotation, biological process: mRNA splicing, via spliceosome.
ACCAAGGACAUUAACAAAAACAUGGCGCUCUUCAUAAACUAGCGAUUUCUGAAAUAACGUUUGCUAGUCAAGUGCGAUUUCGACGCAGUUUGCUUCUAUUUUCGCCUGAAUUAUACAAUAUUUUGAAAGGCAACUUACCUAUGCUAUAAGGAUCAUAUUUGUGUCUAGUUGAUGCCAAGUUAUAUUAGUAUGUCAGAUGACGAUGAUGCACCGGUGGCCAAGAGGUCCAAGAUUCAUUAUGGAACCCUGGAAGAGCGACUGAGAGAAGAGGAUGGUAAAGGAGCCAUUCAGGCUGGAAUUGAGGCUGGCAACAUCAGCAUCUCAUCAGCGGAAACGUUCGACCUUGAAGAUCACGUGAGCGAACAGAGGCUGGAGCUUCUUGCCGAAUUCGAGAGGAGGAAGAAGCUUCGUCAAAUCACCGUGUCGACUGAUGAUGCCCAGGUCAAGGCCCAGCUGAGACAAAGAGGAGAACCAAUAUGUCUGUUCGGAGAGGAUAAAGCAGACAGGCGAGAACGUUUACGCCAGUUGCUAGCACUUACUGGAGAUGACGAGUUAAUGCGACAACAGAAUGAAGAACUAGAACGGGAGAAGAAGAAAAAAGAGGAAGAACAAACUACUUGGUACCACGAGGGACCAGACAGUCUGAAGAGAGCCAGAUUAUGGAUUGCAGAAUACUCCUUGCCAAGGUUGGGCGGAAAGAGAAUACAGGAGGCCAAGCAGGCUAAGAAUAUCCCAGAAUCCAAGAGGAACGCGACACAGGAACUGCACCGGCAUAUCAGGGCACUUACAGCUGAGGCAAGUCAGAUUGGAGAUACACGGCCUAUCUCAUAUUGUCAAUUCAGUCCUAAUUCCAAAAUCCUUGCAACAGCGUCCUGGAGUGGACUCAUCAAGUUGUGGUCCAUCCCAGAACUGAAUGAAAUCAGAAUCCUAAGAGGUCACAACCACAACGUGGGUGCUGUGGUGUUCCACCCCCAGGCCACAUUAUCGCUGGAUGACGCUGCCUGCUGUAUGGCGUCGUGCGCUGCUGACGGGAGCGUCAAGCUCUGGAACUUAAAAAGUGAUGAACCGGUAGCCAAUAUUGAGGGUCACGCUGCCAGGGUAGCACGUCUGGCUUAUCAUCCGUCAGGAAGGUUUCUGGGAACAACCUGUUUUGACAUGUCCUGGCGUCUCUGGGAUCUGGAAGCACAAGAGGAGAUUCUCCACCAAGAGGGCCACAGCAGGGCAGUGUACUCCAUUGCCUUCCAGGGGGAUGGCUCCCUAUGUGCAACAGGUGGUAUGGAUGCCUUUGGACGGGUGUGGGACCUGAGAACUGGCCGGUGCAUUAUGUUCAUGGAGGGCCACCUCAAGUCUGUCCUGGAUUUGAGCUUCUCCCCAAAUGGUUACCAGCUUGCAACUGGCAGUGAAGAUCACUCCGUUAAGAUAUGGGAUCUCAGGCAGCGCAAGUGCGCUUACACCAUUCCAGCCCACAGCAACAUAGUCUCGGGGGUCAAAUUCCAAGGUUCAUCCGGUGACUUUCUAAUCAGUUGCUCAUAUGACAACACAGCAAAGGUGUGGGCGCAUCCCGGAUGGUCACCCCUAAUCACGCUAGCAGGACACGACAGCAAGCUCAUGGCGGUGGACAUCUCCACCGAUCAGCACUACAUCGCCACGGCGUCCUUCGACCGCACGUUCAAGCUAUGGGCGUCAGAGUAGGUGGAUUGCUUUCACAGCCCGUUUGGGCUAAACUUCAGCAACUGUCAGGACAGUCUGGGGCAGCUUGCUCGCAGGCUGAUCGCAGUGCGAGGUCAGUCCAGCAUACUUUAUCAGAAGUUGAAAUAAAACCAGACCAAUUUUUCUUUAAUUAACUGCCUGCACGACAAAGAUGUGGCCCUGAUCAAUACACCUGACAGGUUUGAGGUUUAGGUAGAACUGUUAGUGUAGUGAAACCAUGUUAUGUAAACUUGAAUAUGAGAUACAGCAGGCUCAUUAAACACCAAGCUUUAUGUACUUUAAUUUUUCAUGUAUUAAUCUUUGUUUUUUCGUACAUGCUCUAACCAGAAUUUCACUGACUACAUGUACAUUUCUCAUGGGUCCCAUCUUGACCGGGAUAUUUUAGAAGUGCUCAUUGGCACUUGAAGUUUGUAGAAGUUCAGGUGUUCUUUCUGGUGUGUUACUGUGAGUUUGAAACAAGCUAUUCAGGCCGUAACUGUCGUGUCUGGUUUCCCCUCGGAAUGCACCCAGAUUGUUCAGAGAAAAAAAAUUGGAAGAUCGUGGUGAUGCAACCCCAUUUCAUUUGUGAAUGGUUUUCUUAAUAAAAUGAUCCUUAAAAAAA